Lodderomyces orthopsilosis Co 90-125 is the source of this 2292-nucleotide messenger RNA. RefSeq names its product ribonuclease P/MRP protein subunit. Lineage: Eukaryota; Fungi; Ascomycota; Pichiomycetes; Serinales; Debaryomycetaceae. Gene Ontology annotation, biological process: tRNA 5'-leader removal. The transcript has a single exon. The record is from RefSeq and is a predicted model, not a curated record. Gene Ontology annotation, cellular component: ribonuclease MRP complex; nucleolar ribonuclease P complex. Bases 1 to 2292 code for a protein of 763 amino acids.
AUGAGUAACCAACAUCGUAAUGAUAAGAAAACACACUUGAAUAAAAAGAAAACCAGACUUUACAACAGCCGUAACAUAAAAGCACAGAACAAUGAUUCUUCUUACAACCUGGUAGACACGAAAUUAAAUGUACCUGAAUUUCUUGAGUCCCGAAAGUACGAAAUCAAUGCAUUCGAGUUGUCACAAUUGAAAAGCAAACAAGCAUUGAACUCACGAUGCUUUCAGAAUUUGCCUCGACUGAUGAGACGAAGAGCUGCAUCUCAUCAUAUAAGUCGAAUUCCGAAACGAUUGAGAUCAAAGGCGAUGAGGGAGAUGAAAGGGGCUAAUGCACCAUCGAAAAAGGUUGCCAAGGGGAGAAGACUAUACAAAUUGUUACAGAGACAGAAAAUAUUGAAGGUGGCAUCAAAGAUGAAGAAAGAAAGGUAUGCGCCCGGUGAUAUUUGGACAAAAUGUAACAUACGUGCUCGUUAUAAAGAAAUUUCGAAGGCUUUAGACAACAAAUGGAAUCCGCUGGUUAGAAGGCUUAACAAUUCUGUUGGUGCUUUUGAUCAUUCAAAAGUAUAUUCUUUGGCCGAACCUCCACCAAUAAGCAUAAAGUACGGUAAAAGGCAGCAAAAGUUUGCAUGGAUACCGACCCAUAUCUGGCAUGCGAAACGAUUCAAGAUGUCUAAAAGGUUUGAUUUUCAAGUUCCAUAUACACCAACACAAAAGUGUUUCAAAUUAAUGAAUAGACAAAACAGAUACAAAGCUGUUUGUUUUGAUACUUCUUAUAGGGGGUCAUUGGUACUCACAUGGCGGCAGAACGAAAGCUUGCGGCAGUUUUUACACGGUUUAUUGGAGAUAGGGCCCGUACCCUCGUCAAUAUUGAGUGGAAAGAGAUCGUACACUGGAUUGAUUUAUAUUCAACAUAAACCUCUUGCUUUUGGUACUGUUUACAUCUCACCAGGAGAAAUUAAGCAGAUGUUGUUGCAGGUUCAAACUGACAACUAUGGGGAAUUUUUAGAAUCCCUCAAAAACCACGCGUUGCUCAGCUUGCCUCAGGUGGAAAUUUCAGAUUGUCGCUACAGUUUAGGGAGCAUUGAUUUAUCGGGCCCCUUGAGCUUAGAAUAUCUAAGCAAGAUUCUACAUUUGCGGGACACAUCUGAGGAGUUCAAAACCACUUGGGCAUCGCUAUCUUCCCAUAGUGAUAACUCCUUGAUACCAAUAGGAACCACAGUAACUCUCGAAAGCUACGAUCCUCGUCUUUGGAAUAAGGCAGCAAAGUUUCCCAUAAAAAGUGAAAAGGAUAUUUACGAUACAGUGAUACAACUAAAUAACAACAGUAUUGUUGAUCCUGCAACAAUUUUAUCAUUGUUUUCAUCUGAGGGAAGAUACAAGUCCUACGAAAACCAGUUGUCAAUCAAAGACUUGGGAAGGAUUCAAAGCCAUGGAACACCUUUUGAAAAAGUUCUGCACAGCAAAAUUCCUCUUUUGUUGACAAAAACCGCAUCGCUAAGGUGGUCCUUGGUUUGUCCCUGGUAUUGGACUUUACCCAUUUGGAUCCAAUUGGUAAAGAUUCCAGGUAUCAAAGCUGGAGGGUUGAAACAAAUUUAUCAGUUCAAUUUUGAAAAUCACAAGCUUACAUACCCUUAUGAUUAUCCGUGGACAGAUGAAGGGCAAAAGUACAAUUGCAUGAUUGGGGACUUGAGUCGGGAGACAGAUGUCAGAAAGCCCAGGAAACUAGUUUCCUUACAGAAGUCCGAGGAUCGUUUCAGCAACCUUUAUGAUGCUUACACUUGUGAUUGGCAUAAUUUGAGAUGUGCUAUGUUUACAAUACAGUCGACCAAAGAGGAAAAUUGGUUAAGACGUUCUAGCACAUAUAGGUCCACCUUAGGCUCAUUUGCAAUUGAGAUUGGCCAUACAGUCUUUGCUAAUAAGAAUCAAGAUAAACACAAAAGUGCUGUAUGUGUCGUGAAUCUUUCCAUAGCAAAACAGGCAAGUCAACCUAUAAGAACUGAUGAUUCUGGCGUAUUGGUGGACAAAAUACCCGUAGUUCAAGUUUCCCUCAAGGUGUUGGGAGAGGGAGUUAUUGAAAACAAUGCACGAAUUUAUGAAAAGAAAGUCUGCAAGGAUGUACAUGUAGUUGGGUUUGUGACUACAGGCGGCAUGAAUUUAAAUGAAGGUAAAUUUACUGGACUUGGUGCAGUUUAUUUGACACCAUAUAUGUUGAAGAAUCUUAGCGGUCCUGUUUAUGUGAGAAACCCAGGGAAGGAAUUGAUGUAUGCCUGCCAAUACCAAUUUAUAGAUCAAUAG